Messenger RNA from Notodromas monacha, 1543 nucleotides. The record is from the annotation of a GenBank genome assembly. NCBI's taxonomy places the organism in Eukaryota, Metazoa, Arthropoda, Ostracoda, Podocopida, Cyprididae.
UUUACCGCGAUUUGCGUCGUAUGGUUUAUGCUGUGUUAUUCAAUUACCACCAUCAUCAAUACACUUCCAUUCAGCGGAAACGGGAAAAAGAGGCCUUGAAAAAGGAAGGUGACGGAAAACGCAGUAAUACACCCGUGGAUUAUGUGGUGCCGCCAAUGCAAGUUCGGGAAUGGAUCUUUUCGGCUGUGAAUCCUUACAAGAAGGCUGAAGUUGUGGAACCAAGAAGCCUGGGCUGGCAAGUUCCAACUGUGCGACGCUUGUGGUUUGGAAAUGCUGCUGCGGACGUGGAUGUGAGAAUGCAUGCCUUUGUCACCUGUAUGCGUGCUGAAGGGCUGGAGAUUUUGAAGCCGGGGACGGUGCAUGGUUACCCAGUUACCCGGCAUUUCUUUGUGCUGCUCUGUGUCUUGAGGUAUAUUCUCACUGCCACUGCCCCACCGAUCAUCACUGUGAUUGAGCUGAAAGCUGUCCUGGUCACUGCCUUGUCGCGACUUCUUGGAGAUCCCACGUAUCUCAGGCUUCUUCAGGCGCAGGACGUGUCAGUCAGAGGAGUUCAGUUGGCAGCCGUGAUCAAUUAUGGCCUCGAAAUGGCUGCCUUUGCAAACAGUGCUUGUGGUGCUCCGAUUCCAUUCGUUGAAAUCAACCCGUGUCUGCUUUUCGACGGAAAGCUCUUCCAGGAACGAUUAAUGGCUGCCCAUCACUGUGAAUCGUUGGCCGAAUUGUGCCAAGGGGAUUUGGCGGCUUGUCGAUUGAUCGACACCAGCUUGCGACAAUUGACGAAUGGGCUCUUGUGGAUUGGGAUGGGUGGCCAUGGUGCUUUGCUUCCGCGUCCGACCCCUGGACCUUUUCCGUUCCCGGACCCAGGCUUUAGACCGAGGAUAAACCCGCUUUUGCGGCCCGGAAAUAAUGGACCCUUGUUUCCGACUCCUAGGAGACAAAUGAUUCCUUCGCGUGGUGGAAACCUGGAAGUUGCUGGCAUCAUUGUUGGACAUUGGGAACCGAAUUUCAAUAAGCAUUCCCUUCACGGGUUUGUGUCUUCUUCCCCCAGGAGGGAUGUUUUUAACCAGAAAACUGGUUCUCCUCAGCGUCAGGCGAAAAAGUCUGGAACUGAGGAUGUAAAGCCAAAGCUGGAGGAAUGUGAGCAGCAUUGGAAUGGGAUCAAGUCUUCAAAGAACCAAGAGUUGCCGCGUGGAAUGAUCAAAGCUCCGGGAGUCGUGAUUGCGUCGCCGAAACCCGCGUUGAAAGAGGAAAAUUUGCAAGAGGAAAUUUUUUCUGGCCUCAACGGACACAGUGAAGAAUAAACCCAAGUUGGUGGUGUGUUGAAAGGAACGAACAAGAAAAAUAGAUGGAACAGAUGAAAUCUCUUUUGAUUUUCCCCCUCAUUUGUCGCAGUAUUUCGAUUGAAGAAGUAAUACGGUUCAAUUGUUUCAAUUCAAGUAGCGAGUGAAAAGGAAGAGGAAGAAAAGGAUGUUCUUGUUUUUGGAAUUUUUUUUUUUUUGCGACUGCGGAAAUGAAGGAUGUUCAGACAAGAUGUCUGAGGUUGAUA